Vanessa tameamea is the source of this 1228-nucleotide messenger RNA. RefSeq names its product replication factor C subunit 4. The record is from RefSeq and is a predicted model, not a curated record. Gene Ontology annotation, molecular function: ATP binding; DNA clamp loader activity; DNA binding. The coding region runs from base 83 to 1135 and encodes 350 amino acids. The transcript has 6 exons. Gene Ontology annotation, cellular component: DNA replication factor C complex; nucleus. Gene Ontology annotation, biological process: DNA repair; DNA-templated DNA replication. NCBI's taxonomy places the organism in Eukaryota, Metazoa, Arthropoda, Insecta, Lepidoptera, Nymphalidae.
GUCAACUAACAAAUUUAAAGUUUGUUUCGUCAUUUCGUGAUAUAUUUUGUUUAAUUUAAGAGACUUAAAUAAUAUUUUCACGAUGCAAGCAUUUCUAAAAACUGGUAAAAUUUCAAGUGCAGAUAAACCUUCUUCAUCUGGAGUCAAAUCAGUAAAAAAGAAACCUCCAGCGCCAUGGGUUGAAAAAUACCGGCCGAAAACAAUAGACGACAUCGUUGAUCAAACAGAGGUUGUUCAAGUUCUUCGCGAGUGCUUGGCGGGAGGAGACCUACCGCACUUGUUGUUCUAUGGUCCGCCAGGAACAGGCAAAACGAGUGCAAUUCUCGCAGCUGCGCGUCAGCUCUUCGGGGAUAUUACUCGUGAUCGCGUCCUUGAACUUAACGCAUCAGAUGAACGUGGUAUCCAAGUGAUAAGAGAUAAAGUUAAAUCAUUUUCACAACUUACAGUCAGCAGUACAAGGCCCGAUGGUAGGCCAUGCCCCCCCUACAAGCUGGUAAUACUAGAUGAAGCGGACUCUAUGACGACAGCGGCACAGGCAGCGCUGCGUCGUACCAUGGAAAAAGAGACUCGCACAACUCGUUUUUGUCUCAUUUGCAACUACGUCUCUAGAAUCAUACCACCUAUUACAAGCAGAUGUUCUAAAUUUAGAUUUAAACCACUUGCACGAGAAAAUGUUAUAAAGAGACUACGGGAUGUUUGUGAAGCAGAAGGUGUAGAUGUAGGCGAUGGUGAGAUCUUACAUGAGGCAGUUGACACAUGUGAAGGUGACCUGCGUCGUGCACUCACAGCUUUACAGUGCUGCCAGCGCUUAAUUGGAAAGAUUACCUCUGAUGGAUUAAUUGAGGUAACAGGGCUUGUACCUCAAAAACUGACCGAUGAGUACCUCGGCAUCAAAAACUACAGUGAAUUAGAGAUAUUUGUUGAAAAUUUCCUCAUGGAAGCAUAUUCAGCGUCACAGCUCUUGGAACAACUGAGCGCUACCGUGGUGAAUGCUGGUCAUCUCACUAACAAACAGAAAUGCGUUAUAAGUGAAAAAGUCGCCGUGUGCUCGUAUCGGCUGCUGGAUGGCGGCGCGGAAGUCAUGCAAUUAACCGAUUUAGGUUGCACGAUAAUUAUGGCAAAUAAUGAUCCAUAAUUAUUAUUCCAUUAUAAAUUCACAUUUUGGUGUUAUUUCGAAUGUAAUUUCAUGAGCGAAUUAUGUUUAUCAAGUAAGGAAAAAUAACAUUUG